CCCUUACCUUUUGUAUAUAUCACUCUCUAGAAGAAGAAGAAACCUUUUGUUUGUUUCACGAACUCGCCAGGAAAUGGCAGAUGACUUGGCGAAUCUCUGCCGAUUUCUUUUUGACGACACCGCCUUCCCCUCUUUGUCGUCUUCGGCAUCUUCAGAUCUCUUUUCUCGCCGUUUACGCUCCGAUGAUUCGAUCAAGCGCGGUCUCCGUUCUUUCUAUCUCCUCCUUCGCUGGGGUAUCGCUCCGAUCGGCGGAGAUGAUGAUGUUGAUGGUGAUGAUUCCUCCGGCAACGGCAAGCUACGCUUUGAGACCUGGUCCGAUUCGCAAGUUCAGUCACUUGUUUCGAUUUCCCAGGCGAUCCUUCUACUAUCGCGAUCUCUUUUAGUGGACCAACUCGAACCAAUAGUUUUGGGUGUCAUCCAGGAGGUGAUGGAGUUCUCCCUCAGCUUCUUGGAGAAGUCAAAUUUUAGACAAAAUGAUCUGAAAAUGCAGAUAAACAUGCAAGUACUUUUGGAAAUUGCUUCUUUUGAUGCAAGUGAGAAGCAAUAUGAUAUAUUACCAGCUGUCUCUCCCGCUGAAGUUGCACAACUGUGGCCAGCGUUUUCUGGCGAGCAUGAUAAUAUGGAAUCAUAUAGCCUUGUGAAAUGUACUUUUCAAGGGGGCAGAUGCUCAAAUGAAGAGAAGCCAGUUGACCGGCUUCUUAUUACGCUGAUGUCUGAAUGCAUUGAAUCUGAUGUCCAAGCGCAGUCUGUAGUAAAGCCCUCUUUUCAACAAGACUGUGGAAACUUGAAUCCCUUAACUCGACACCUGGCUGUUGUUCACCUUGGCUGUGUUUUUCGUCUGAUUAUGGUCUGCAAAGAGCUUGUUCAGUUGCCAAGUGUGUUAGAUGAGAAGACAGUUGAUCAAGCUUUCCUUGAUAAAUUGUCCUUCUGCUUAAGAAUUUUGAAGCUGCUUGGAAGUCUUUCCAAAGAUGUUCAAAGUAUAGAAAACGAUGGCUCAUUGUUACAGGCAGUAGCUUCAUUUACGGAUGCUUUUCCUAAGCUGUUUAAGGUUUUUUCUGAAUUCGCUAACCACACAGCUACAGAGGGUAAUAUUGAGAGUCUUUCUCUUGCGCUGGUGGAGGGAUUUCUUAAUCUCAUCCAACUCAUUUUUGGCAAGAGCAGUGUUUUUCAGAAUGUCCAGGCAUGUGUGUCAGCUUCUAUUCUCAACAAUCUAGAUGCCUCAGUGUGGAGAUAUGAUGCGUCCUCUUGUAAUUUGUCCCCUCCACUUGCUUACUUCCCUCGGUCUGUCAUCUACACAUUGAAACUCAUUCAAGAUCUCAAGAGACAACCAUACCAUAUCCAAGAUUUGAGGAUUUUAGAGUCAGAAGUCACCUAUGACAAUACCAAUCCUUCUGUUGAUUCUGUUUAUCUCCAUCUGCGCCAGGAAAGGAUCCCGUUGCUCAAGUGCUUCACGGUCGAAGAUAUAAUGAGAGUGAUAUUUCCUUCAUCAAGUCAAUGGAUGGAUGACUGCUUCCAUCUUGUUUAUUUCCUCCAUCGCGAAGGUGUAAAAUUACGUCCAAAAGUGGAGAGGACGUAUUCCAGUUUAAGAUCCAACAGUUUUGCGGAAGUCGAAAGCCAAAUUUCUCAUGACGAUGAAGCCCUGUUUGGGAACUUGUUUUCUGAGGGUAGCCGUUCUCUGUGUUCCAUAGAACCAAAUGAUCAACCACCUGUUUCCGUUAGCAGCAAUUUACCAUUGCAAGCCGCUAGGGAACUAUUGAAUUUUCUUAGAACGUGCAUUUUUUGUCAAGAAUGGGUUCCUAGUAUAUACGAAGAUGGAUGUAAAAAGCUUGACACUAGUCACAUUGAUAUCCUGCUCAAUAUAGUAGGCUGUAGUAUUGAAGACAAGGCUUCUGAUGGUGGUUGCAUGCUCCAAGAUGAGGGGAAACCUGGACACGUUGCCUUUGAGCUGUUACUCAAUCUCCUGAGAAGUCGUGCUCUGUCCGAUUCUCUUGAGUCCUACCUUUUUCAGCAAAUCCUUGUUGUUGAAAAUAGUGACUUCAGCUAUAAUGAUAAGACUCUGGCGCUGUUGGCUCACACUCUUCUUUGCAGGCCGGGAUUGGCUGGGGCACAGCUGAGAGCCAAAAUUUAUGAUGGUUUUGUUAAUUUUAUUGCCGAGAGAGCAAGAAGUAUAUGUGCUGAAGCUUUGAGUCUCAAGGAGUUGACUGCAUGUCUUCCCUCUGCUUUCCAUAUUGAGAUUCUUCUUAUGGCUUUCCAUCUAUCAAGUGAAGAAGAAAAGGCAAAGUUCUCAAAUCUCAUUGCUUCGUGUCUGCAUAAAGUUGAUACCCCGUCAGGAAUAUGUGAUGGUCCCCAGCUGUCCAGCUGGGCAAUGCUGAUAUCUAGGUUGUUAGUGCUGUUGCACCAUAUGUUGUUACAUCCAAACACAUGCCCAACAUCAUUGAUGCUAGAUCUAAGGUCUAAACUGAGGGAAGUUCGUAGCUGUGGUAGUAAUUUGCAUGUAACCAUUGGUGAUCAUUUAUCUUCUUGGGCGUCUGUUGUAGCAAGGGGCAUAACUGAUUCAUGGGCUGAAGAGGAGUCAGUCAGCCAUCUGAUGAGUCAAAUGAUUGACUUUUCCCCACAUCCUCCUACAUUUCAGAAUGAUGUAUCUGCUGCCAAAACUCUAAACUUGAAUUAUGGAGAUUUAUCUGCUAGUUUGUCCCGGGUUUUGGGGUUGUGGAAGGGAAAAAAGGCAGGAAAAGUGGAAGACCUAUUAGUGGAAAGAUACAUUUUCUUACUUUCUUGGGAUAUUGCUCGUAUCAACUGUGCAUUGGAUAGUCAGCCUUCCUUGCAUGUUAAUUACCAGGAAUUGGACAUAUCUAGCUCUGUGGAUCUCAUCUGUACCAGUCAUUUGCUUGUUGGGGACAUUAAUGUUGCUGGUAAGAAUAUAGAGUUGAGAAACAUUCUGAUCGGUGUUUUAAGUCAGCUCCAGGCAGCACCUGAGCAGGUGGUUGAGGAUUUGGGUUGGGACUUUAUUCGCGGAGGAUCCUGGCUCUCCCUUCUGUUGUACUUUCUUGAUGGUGGUGUCUGGGGUUAUUGCAAGAACAAUUCAUGUUCAGAAAUCGAUCCAUUCUGGAGGGAGUGCGCAUCUGUUGACGCCAAUUAUGUUGCUGCUGCAGAAGGUGUAGUCUCUUACUUGAUGGAGACUGGUGAUAUUACAGAACUGCUGAGAAUGCUUUCAUCAUUGGUUAGCAAAUAUUUACGAGUGUAUAAGAAAGCUUUCCUUGCAACUUUCAGCGCUUGGAAUCAUCAUGGUCAUAGUUCGCCUUCUCUGCUACUUCUCAAGCAUACUCAAUUUGGCAAAAGUCUCCAAGGUGAAUAUGUGAAGAUUGGUGACAAUUCUCUCCAUCUUCAAUGCAUUUUUUAUCUGUCGAAACUGGAUGCUCUGGGUGAUGGAAGAGGUUCGGGUGUUUUAUGGAAAGUGUUUUGGGAAUUUAUGGUACAUGGGUUUCCCGCUAGUCUUCAAACUUCCAGUGCGAUUCUUCUUUCAUGUAUUCUAAGCAUAAGAUGCAUUGUGCUGACAAUAGAUGGCUUACUCAAGCUGGGCAACUCAAAGGAGAAGUUUGGGGUAGAUACUUGUGUACUUCAUCAGAUACUUGAUUCUAUCAUGAUUAUUAAGUUUGAUCAGGUAUUCGAAAAUUUUCAUGGGAAAUGCGAGGAAAUCCGUCAAUAUAUAUGUGCAGCGUUGCAGCUUCCAGAUUUGACGGAGUUGUUCCUGAUGAAAGACAUGGAGGGGUUUGUAAGAGAUAUCUGUGCUGAGCAGAUAGAUAGAAGCCAUGUGCUUGAAGGGGUGAUUACCAAGAUUGUAGAUGUUAUGGAUAGUCUAAGCAAGGAUUCUUCGAAAUCGGACAUUUUCAAAUUUUAUCUUGGUGUAGAUGCAGUCUCUGAGCCUACCAGGGAAUUCUAUCAGUUGCAACGUGGAGAUCUCUCUGUUUUUAUUGACUCAUUGGACUACUGUUCCUUGGAACCGGUUAACAUAAAAGUACUCAACUUCCUUGUUGACCUCUUGUCUGUGGCUCCAUCCACUGUUCUCAGGAGAAAAGUACAGCGAAAGUUUAUUGACAUGGAUUUGAUUACUUUAUCUGGGUGGCUGGAGAGAAGACUGUUGGGUUCCUUCAUUGAGGAAAUAGAUGGGAAAAAGACUGCAAAAGGGAAUUCUCUUUCUUUCAGAGAGGCAGCAAUGAAUUUUAUUAAUUGUCUUGUGUCAUCUACUAACGACCUACAGACCAGAGAGUUACAGAAUCAUUUAUUCGAGGCCAUGCUGAUCUCCCUCGAUACCGCAUUUCUCUCAUUUGAUACCCAUAUGGCUAUGUCAUAUUUUAACUUUGUUCUUCAACUUGCAAAGGAAGACAACCUGAUGAAGAUGGUUUUAAAGAGAACUAUAAUGCUGAUGCAGAAGCUUGCUGCUGAUGAGAAGUUGCUUCCUGGUUUGAAGUUUCUUUUUGGUGUGAUAGGCACCUUAUUGAGCAACCGUUCUCCAAGUCAUGGAGAGAGUUCAUGUGGGCAGUCCUUGACAAGCAAUAAGAAUACUGCAACAGGUCCAUUGGUUCCAAAACUUUCAGGAACAGCGAAAAAAUCUGAUACAUUGGCUCUCCCUGUAAAUCAGGAAGGAAGCUCAAUAUCACUUGAAUGCGAUGUCACUUCUGUCGAUGAAGAUGAAGAUGAUGGAACAUCUGAUGGUGAAAUGGCCAGCUUAGACAAGGAAGAUGAAGAAGAUGCCAACAGUGAGAGGUACCUUGCCUCAAAAGUCUGCACUUUUACUUCCAGUGGCAGUAAUUUCAUGGAACAACAUUGGUAUUUUUGUUACACAUGUGACCUUACUGUGUCCAAAGGUUGCUGUUCUGUUUGCGCAAAAGUUUGCCACCGGGGUCACCGUGUUGUCUAUUCACGAUCGAGUCGUUUUUUCUGUGACUGUGGAGCUGGGGGUGUUAGGGGAAGCAGCUGUCAGUGCUUGAAGCCACGCAAAUUUAAUGACAUUGGAAGCGCUCCAGCUCGUGGUACAAAUAAUUUCCAAUCCUUUUUACCCUUGUCUGAGGAUGCAGAGCAGCUUGCAGAAAGCGAUUCAGAUGUGGAAGAAGAUGGUCUCGGGGAGGAAAACCACGUUGUGUUAUCUAUCCCUAAAGAAACUCAAUAUAAGAUGUCACUGCUACUAGAAGAGCUCGGCAUAGAGGACCGAGUGCUGGAGCUUUUCUCUUCUUUGCUUCCGUCUAUCACUAGCAAAAGAGACUCUGGCCUUUCGAAAGAUAAGCAGGUCAAUCUCGGGAAAGAAAAGGUUCUUUCGUUUGACACAGAUCUUUUGCAGCUGAAAAAAGCAUAUAAAAGUGGGUCACUGGACUUAAAAAUAAAGGCUGAUUAUGCUAAUUCAAAGGACCUUAAAUCUCUUUUAGCCAAUGGUUCCCUUGUCAAGUCUCUCCUGAGUGUUAGUGUUCGGGGUCGCCUUGCAGUUGGAGAAGGUGAUAAAGUUGCUAUAUUUGAUGUUGGACAGCUAAUAGGACAAGCCACAAUUGCACCCAUAAAUGCAGACAAGGCCAAUGUUAAACCACUUUCCAGGAAUAUUGUUCGUUUUGAGAUUGUUCAUCUGGCAUUCAACCCAGUUGUGGAGAAUUAUCUUGCUGUUGCAGGCCUUGAAGAUUGCCAGAUACUUACGUUAAAUCAUCGAGGUGAAGUCAUCGACAGGCUUGCUGUUGAGCUUGCCCUGCAGGGUGCAUACAUCAGGCGUAUAGAAUGGGUUCCUGGUUCACAAGUUCAGUUAAUGGUUGUUACAAAUAAAUUCGUGAAGAUAUAUGAUCUAUCCCAGGAUAGCAUCAGUCCGACACAGUACUUCACCUUGCCAAAUGACAUGAUUGUGGAUGCUACCCUUUUUGUUGCUGCUCGUGGGAGGGUUUUCCUUCUUGUUCUUUCAGAACAAGGGAAUUUGUACAGGUUUGAACUAUCUUGGGGCGGUAAUGCAGGUGCAACACCACUUAAGGAAAUCGUUCAAAUUAUGGGAAAGGAUGUUACCGGAAAGGGUGCAUCUGUCUAUUUCUCUUCAACAUAUCGACUGCUUUUCAUAUCUUAUCAUAACGGAAGUUCUUUUAUGGGUCGACUCAGCUCAGACGCAACAUCCUUAACUGAGACAUCUGGCCUGUUUGAGGAAGACUCAGAUUGUAAGCAGAAGGUGGCGGGAUUGCAUCGUUGGAGAGAGUUGUUGGCUGGCAGUGGAUUGUUUAUUUGCUUUUCCAGUGUGAAUUCCAAUGCUGCCUUAGCUGUGUCCUUGAGGGGGGAUGGGGUAUUUGCACAGAAUCUCCGUCAUCCGACUGGAUCAUCUUCCCCUAUGGUCGGAAUAACAGCUUACAAACCUUUGUCAAAAGACAAUAUUCACUGUCUUGUUCUGCAUGAUGAUGGCAGCCUUCAGAUUUAUUCUCAUGUUCGGAGUGGAGUUGAUGCUGACUCAAAUUUCACAGCUGAAAAGGUUAAAAAAUUGGGUUCUAAGAUACUUAACAACAAAGCCUAUGCGGGUGCAAAGCCGGAGUUUCCCCUUGAUUUCUUUGAGAAGACUUUUUGCAUUACGGCAGAUGUGAGAUUUGGUAGUGAUGCUAUUAGAAAUGGUGAUUCCGAGGGAGCAAAACAGAGCUUGGCAUCUGAGGAUGGCUUUAUUGAGAGUCCCAGUCCUUUGGGCUUCAAGAUAUCUGUCUCCAAUCCAAACCCUGACAUUGUUAUGGUUGGCAUCCGGAUGCAUGUGGGUACUACAUCAGCAAGCUCUAUACCUUCAGAAGUUACCAUUUUUCAAAGAUCGAUUAAGAUGGAUGAAGGCAUGAGGUGCUGGUAUGACAUCCCAUUAACAGUGGCUGAGUCACUUCUAGCUGAUGAAGAUGUUGUAAUCUCUGUGGGGCCGACUACUAACUCGCUUGAAGUAUACGGGAGAGCUAAAGAUGAAUUUGGCUGGAAAGAAAAAAUGGAUGCUGUGCUAGAUAUGGAAGCUCGUGUGCUUGGUCAUGGUUUGCUUCUUCCAGGCUCUAGUAAAAAGAGAGCGUUGGCACAGUCUGCUUCUGUAGAGGAGCAAGUUAUCGCUGAUGUCUGUCUUUCCAAGAAAGGAGAUAUACUACCAGGUAUNGACACCAAUGAGAUUCAGUUCUCUGCGGAUGAAGUAGGUAUUUCAAAUAUGUCACCGACGAUAACAAAUAGCAUCCCACAAGCUUCAACUCCAUCGAUCCAUGUCUUGGAACCUGGUGAAUCUACUGAUUUUUCUGCCUCAGUGACCGAUCCUGUUUCUAUCUCAGCUUCAAAGCGUGCCGUUAAUUCUUUAAUUCUCUCUGAGUUUCUCCUAGAAUUGAGCGGAUGGAUGGAGACAGUAUCCGGUGUUCAAGCUAUUCCUGUCAUGCAAUUGUUCUACAGAUUAUCAUCUGCCAUUGGUGGAGCCUUUAUGGAUAGCUCAAAGCCCGAAGAAAUAAGCUUGGAAAAGUUAAUUAAGUGGCUUUUGGGUGAAAUCAAUCUCACCAAGCCGUUUGCUGCUUCAGUUCGCUCUUCCUUUGGGGAAAUUGUGAUUCUUGUGUUUAUGUUUUUCACCUUGAUGCUUCGUAGUUGGCACCAGCCUGGUAGCGAUGGUAGUAGCUCACGAUUAGGUGGAAAUACAGAUGUAAAUGAUCGGAGGGGUGUCCAGAGUUCCACUCUAGUUGCUUCCCAGUCUGCUUUAGAUGUUCAAGAGAGAGAUGACUUUGCGUCUCAGCUGAUUCGCGCAUGCAGUUUCCUCAGGAAUCAAGAGUUUGUUAAUUAUCUAAUGAACAUACUUCAGCAGCUAGUGCAUGUUUUUAAGUCCCGUGCGGCCAAUGUUGAAGCACGUGGAUCAAGCUCUGGUUCAGGUUGUGGAGCCAUGCUCACAGUCAGAAGAGAUUUACCUGCGGGUAACUAUUCCCCCUUCUUUUCGGAUUCAUAUGCAAAAGCCCAUAGAGCAGAUAUAUUUGUGGACUAUCACAGGCUGCUACUUGAGAAUGUGUUUCGCUUAGUUUAUACCUUGGUUAGACCUGAAAAACAAGAGAAAAUGGGAGAGAAGGAAAAGGUUUACAGGAACACUUCUUCUAAAGAUUUGAAGCUGGACGGUUUCCAGGAUGUUUUGUGCAGCUAUAUUAAUAACCCUCAUACAGCUUUUGUUAGGAGGUAUGCUAGAAGGCUGUUCUUGCAUCUUUGCGGAAGCAAAACUCAAUACUACAGUGUCCGAGAUUCUUGGCAGUUUUCCAAUGAAGUGAAAAGCCUAUACAAGCAUGUUGAAAAGUCUGGUGGUUUUGAAAACAAUGUUUCAUAUGAAAGGAGUGUAAAGAUUGUGAAGUCGCUUUCUACAAUUGCUGAAGUUGCUUUGGCGCGGCCUCGGAACUGGCAGAAGUACUGUCUCAGGCAUGGAGAUUUUCUGUCCUUCUUACUGAAUGGCGUAUUCCAUUUUGCAGAAGAGUCUGUUAUUCAGACACUUAAACUCCUCAAUUUGGCCUUUUAUCAAGGAAAAGAUGUGAGCAGCUCAGUGCAGAAAGCUGAAGCAACUGAUGUAGUGACAGGCUCAAACCGUUCAGGAUCUCAGUCCGUGGAUUCAAAGAAGAAGAAAAAAGGUGAAGAUGGGCAUGAUUCUGGAUUGGACAAAUCAUAUGUGGAUAUGGAAGGGGUGGUAGAUAUCUUCAGUGCCAAGGGAGGAGAUCUCUUGAGACAGUUUAUUGAUUUCUUUUUGUUGGAAUGGAAUUCGAGCUCUGUUCGCACUGAAGCAAAGUCCGUUAUUUAUGGCUUGUGGCAUCAUGGAAGACACUCGUUCAAAGAAAGUCUGUUAGCAGCACUUUUGCAGAAGGUUAGAUACUUGCCAGCAUAUGGUCAGAAUAUUGUUGAGUACACAGAGCUUGUCUCCUUGUUGCUCGGCAAGGCUCCAGAAAACAACUCAAAGCAAGCAAUUAACGAGCUUGUGGAUCGUUGCCUGAACCUUGAUGUGAUAAGGUGCUUUUUUGAGACGCUGCAUUCUCAAAACGAACUCAUUGCCAAUCAUCCAAACUCCCGUAUAUACAGCACUCUGGGUAAUCUUGUGGAAUUUGAUGGUUAUUAUCUUGAGAGCGAACCUUGUGUUGCCUGCAGUUCUCCUGAUGUGCCAUAUAGCAAAAUGAAGCUUGAAAGUUUGAAAUCCGAGACAAAGUUUACCGAUAACCGCAUCAUUGUGAAAUGUACUGGUAGUUAUACGAUACAGUCUGUGACCAUGAAUGUUCAUGAUGCAAGAAAGUCAAAGUCGGUGAAGGUCCUAAACUUGUAUUACAACAAUCGCCCGGUCUCGGAUUUAUCAGAGCUUAAAAACAACUGGUCACUGUGGAACCAUGCAGAAGAGAAAAAAGGACGUACCUGUUUGUUUAUUCUUGAGCAGCUUUGUAAUUUGAUCUGCCCGUCAAAACCCGAGGCUGUAUAUAUGCUGAUCUUGAACAAAUCACACACGCAAGAAGAGUUUAUUCGGGGAUCAAUGACGAAAAAUCCAUAUUCGAGUGCUGAGAUUGGCCCACUGAUGCGGGAUGUUAAAAACAAGAUCUGUCAGCAGUUGGACCUGUUAGGUCUACUGGAAGAUGACUAUGGCAUGGAGUUGCUUGUAGCAGGAAACAUCAUUUCACUAGACCUGAGCAUAGCUCAAGUUUAUGAGCUGGUUUGGAAGAAAUCAAAUCAGUCUACUACUUCACUGACCAACUCCGCACUUUUAGCUUCAAAUGCAGCUCCUAACAGGGAUUUCCCUCCGAUGACGGUGACAUACAGACUUCAGGGGCUAGAUGGUGAAGCUACGGAGCCUAUGAUCAAGGAAUUGGAAGAAGAUAGAGAAGAAUCACAAGAUCCAGAGAUUGAGUUUGCAAUAGCAGGUGCAGUUCGGGAAUAUGGUGGUCUGGAAAUUUUACUUGAUAUGAUCAAGAGUUUACGAGAUGAUUUCAAAUCCAACCAAGAAGAGAUGGUUGCAGUUCUUGAUCUCUUAAACCAUUGCUGCAAGAUUAGAGAGAACAGGCGAGCUCUACUCAGGCUAGGGGCUUUAAGCGUACUUCUUGAAACAGCUAGGAGGGCAUUUUCUGUAGAUGCUAUGGAGCCAGCUGAAGGUAUUCUUUUAAUUGUUGAGAGUUUGACACUUGAAGCAAAUGAAAGUGACAGCAUCAGCGCCACGGAAAGUGCUUUGACUGUCAGUAACGAGGAAACUGGAACUUGGGAACAGGCCAAGAAAAUAGUGCUUAUGUUCUUAGAAAGGCUAAGCCAUCCUUCAGGGCUUAAGAAAUCAAACAAACAACAAAGGAACACGGAGAUGGUUGCUAGAAUCUUGCCUUACUUAACAUAUGGCGAGCCUGCAGCUAUGGAAGCACUCAUAGAGCAUUUUAGCCCUUACCUGCAAAACUGGUCUGAAUUUGAUCAGCUUCAGCAACGUCAUGAGGAGAACCCCAAGGACGACAGCAUUGCUCAGCAAGCGGCGAAGCAGAGGUUUACUGUGGAGAAUUUUGUAAGAGUGUCAGAAUCUCUCAAGACAAGUUCAUGUGGAGAGAGGUUAAAAGACAUAGUUUUGGAGAAUGGUAUCAUAGCUGUUGCUGUCAAACACAUCAAAGAAAUUUUCGCUGUCACAGGACAGGCUGGGUUCAAAUCUAGCAAGGAAUGGCUUUCGGCUCUUAAACUUCCCUCAGUACCUCUUAUUUUGUCAAUGCUAAGAGGAUUAUCGAUGGGGCAUUUGCCUACACAAACAUGCAUAGACCAGGGAGGUAUCCUAAUUUUACUUCAUGCCUUAGAAGGAGUCUCUGGAGAAAACGAGAUUGGUGCAAGGGCUGAAAAUUUGCUAGACACACUCGCUGAUAAAGAAGGAAACGGAUUUCUAGAAGUGAAAGUCCGUGCAUUGCGAGAUGCCACCAAAGAUGAAAUGAGACGCCGUGCACUAAGAAAGAGAGAGGAGCUCCUACAGGGACUUGGAAUGCGUCAAGAGCUAUCUUCUGAUGGUGGUGAAAGGAUUGUGGUUUCUCAACCAAUUCUUGAAGGUUUUGAUGAUGUAGAGGAAGAAGAGGAUGGAUUAGCUUGCAUGGUGUGCAGAGAAGGCUACAAGCUCAGACCUACUGAUUUAUUAGGAGUCUACUCUUACGGCAAACGGGUGAAUCUCGGUGUUGGCAAUUCUGGAAGUGCACGUGGUGAAUGCGUAUACACUACCGUGAGCUACUUCAAUAUCAUUCAUUUCCAAUGCCAUCAAGAGGCGAAAAGAGCAGAUGCUGCUCUUAAAACCCCGAAGAAAGAAUGGGAAGGAGCUAUGUUACGUAACAAUGAAUCUCUUUGCAACUCUCUCUUCCCUGUCAAGGGUCCCUCAGUUCCCUUAGCUCAGUAUCUUCGUUAUGUUGACCAGUACUGGGAUAAUCUCAGUGCUCUUGGUAGAGCCGACGGGAGCAGACUCCGUCUACUGACAUACGACAUUGUCCUGAUGCUGGCUCGGUUUGCAACAGGAGCUUCGUUUAGCGCGGAUUGCCGAGGUGGAGGAAGAGAUAGCAAUUCCCGUUUCUUGCCUUUCAUGUUCCAAAUGGCCCGUCAUCUUCUCGACCAAGGAGGCCCCAUGCAACGCACCAACAUGGCUAAAUCGGUCUCAUCCUAUAUUUCAUCGUCUUCACUAUCUACCGCAACAACGCCGCCAUCUGACUCCCGACCCUUAACUCCUGGAUCUCAGCUUUCCUCAAGUGGAACCGAGGAAACGGUUCAGUUCAUGAUGGUAAACUCGCUUCUAUCAGAAUCAUAUGAAUCAUGGCUCCAACACCGUCGUAUUUUUCUCCAGCGUGGGAUUUACCAUACUUUCAUGCAACACGCUCACGGUCGGGUAGCUUCUCUCGCUGCGGAAUCAACCAGUUCAGGAGGCAAAACUCAAGACGCAGAAACCUUAACCAGCGAUGAACUGCUCUCUAUUGUCAAACCAAUGCUGGUCUACACCGGUAUGAUAGAACAGCUUCAACAGUUCUUCAAAGCAAACAAAGCAAAGAAACCGGGUCACGUCGAACCAAACAAGAAAGAAGGUACAUCAAGUGGAGUAGAGCUUGAGCCAUGGGAGAUUGUAAUGAAAGAGAAGCUAUUGAAUGUGAAAGAAAUGGUAGGUUUCUCCAAGGAAUUGAUAUCGUGGCUCGACGAAAUAAACUCUGCAACUGAUCUGCAAGAAGCUUUUGAUAUUGUCGGAGUUUUGGCUGAUGUUUUGUCCGGAGGAGUUACACAAUGCGACCAGUUUGUUAGAUCAGCGAUUGAUGUUGGGAAUGGAAAAGGCUAAGAGAAAGUUUUGGUUUCGGGAACGCCGGAAGAGCUCUGUGUGUUUUAUAUGGUUGUGUCUCUUGUCAAUGAUAUUGUGAUUGAUUGUCAUUGUAGAAAAAUUGUCAUUGUUGUAAACACUCGUUUUGUUGUGUUAUCAAUGCAAAACACACAUAUUGCUCUUUUGUUUAA
Messenger RNA from Camelina sativa (false flax), 12441 nucleotides. The record is from RefSeq and is a predicted model, not a curated record. NCBI's taxonomy places the organism in Eukaryota, Viridiplantae, Streptophyta, Magnoliopsida, Brassicales, Brassicaceae.